Spodoptera exigua (beet armyworm) is the source of this 284-nucleotide messenger RNA. NCBI's taxonomy places the organism in Eukaryota, Metazoa, Arthropoda, Insecta, Lepidoptera, Noctuidae. The record is from the annotation of a GenBank genome assembly.
UUGCCUUCAACAGUUUUCUGUCGGCAGUCAAAGGCUUAGGGAUUUUAGUAAGAGAUAUAUGUAGAUAUGUAUUUCAUUUUCUUUGUGAAAAAACUACGAAGUUUAUUUUCACGUAGAAAUCUUGAUGAUAUGAUAAUUUUUAAAUACAGUUGGACAUUAAUUAUUAUGUUACAUUUUUAUCUAUUCGUGUGCUGAAUAUUUGGGUUUUAGGUACACACAGAGUUUGCACGUUUUAGAAUUAGUGAAAGAACUUUUGGAACUUUUUCUUUUGAGUUAAAUGUUGU